AAAGUACAGACCUUCCGCCCAAUUUCGUCACAGCAGGAGCCAGCCCACAUGCUCUUGGUACCAAAUAGUCUAGAUACAAUCUAAAGCCAAAGUGUGUGUUGCAUGGGGACGGAAUACGGUUGAAAGUUCCCUCCUACGGUCACAGACUCUACGAAUAUAUGAGCUACUAUAUACCGGGCAUGGAUACCGUGUCCCGUGAGAUGAAAUAGAAAAGGGUCUUAUAAUAGACCGAUGCCACUUUCGCUGAGCUUCAUCGAUUCGAGUAAAACUGUCAGUUUUCUGACAAUAGCUGCAAAACCUGUGCGGUGGUCAUUUCAAUGCCCACCUCAAUCGUCGUGUGAUCUCCAGUGUUGCAUGUGUGUGUGCUUGUAUGUAGAGUAGGCCACUGCUAUUGUCCAGAACACGCUGCUUGUUGCAAACAAAACACUGAUAGCAGUCGAGGAUUGACGAUAUGGUGCAAAUCACGUUGCGUGCAAAAACCGAAGAAUGUUGUUCUACGAUCCAGAUCAAUGUAGAUGUAAUCGGUAGUAGCAAAGCAGUUUGAAUGAGGAGUUUGAUUUGUGAGUCAAGGCAUCUUGGCAGAAAACUAUGGCAAUUCUGCAGAUGACCUCCUCGACAGUAAAGGACCUUCGUAAACCCAUUUGCCAUUGACGAAACCCUCCGCAGCAGACCACUUCUAAAGGAUCUGCGCAGUCUUGGAGAGUUUUCGGUAUCCAUCGCAUGUGGGUUCUCAUGUUAACCCUCGCUUUUUCAUAUUCGGAAUAUGUGCGCUUUCUUUAUGAGGGCAGUGUGCAAUGAGUGAGAUUGGCCUGUGCAGCUGGUUUCGCAUUGCGUGAGGUUUUUGAGAACUCAUUGAUCUGCAAAUAAUUCGCCAUUCUUGGCUAUUUCACGUCUCUUGAUGUCCUCGAAACAGUUGUGCACUAUAUCAGCUGGGUCUUGUUAAGGCGACUUCGAAGUAGAGACACCUCGUGUCAUCAGAAACCAUUCCUCUCGAGUCCACGCCUUCACGUUGACGUGCAUACUCUCCGCUUGCGAACCCCUCCGAAACCCGCAGCUCAUGCUCUUCAACCUCAUCGAAUGCACGAUUGUACAAGAACCCCGAUAACGAGCUUCUCAUUACUUCCCUGCAAUUCGCUUCAAUCCUUAUCUCUCUUCAUGAGCACUGGCAACUGCAGUUUGUUGCAAAGGAUAAGUCACACUGACCCACCGCGUUGCCAUGGCUGACAGGACUAUCCACCUCGUACAAUGUCUGAUUUCUCUAAUGUAAGUUUUGGCUGCACUGCAGAGUGUCUAAAGCAAAAGCCGAGUUCGUAGGUCUACAUCGUUCAUCCUUGAAGAGGCGCUAUGUCAAACGACCUUUGAACUCCUGAGAACUUCAUCUGGUAAGCUUACGAUUGGUGGCGGAUUCUGGAAGCUCUCAAUUGAACCAGCAGCCAAUCUUUCGAAGUCAGGCACUAACUAUAAGAAAAUUUGGAAAUGGGAAUACCUCGAAUGAACAGAACCUUUCCUCACGUUCAGACAGUAAGCCGAAUUCUCUAACCGAACAAACCUAACAAGGUUCAACCCUACUGCACAAGAGGUAAUCGCUGCUGUAUAGAGUAAAGUGACCAUUUCAGCGCAAGAUGGGCGAAGAGGUAGAAGUCCAGGAUUCAAAUGGAGCAAUCAUGCUUGCGGAAAAGACAGCCAAACUUCCUAGGACCUCGACUCAAGGUUGUUGCGAACUCAGCGAACAAGCCAGUGUGCGUAUCAAGCAGGAUGAACCGCAUCUAAUUAGGGCACGGAUGUGAAAACAAGAGUGUGGCACCAUGAUUUAGGUCAGUGACAAUCCAUGCAGCAAUGGAAAUCUGUAAUGGUGCCGCCGCGACGAGCAUGACCUGGUGUCCAUGAGGGGGAGAGUGGACAAAUCGGGACAGGAAUCAUGGCAGAAGAGGAUGGGCAGGGUGCGAGGUCUCGGUGUCAGGUGGUGGUCGUAGGUGAUCACGGAACUGGCAAGUCCGGUCUUAUCAUCGCUCUUGCUACCGAUUCCUUUCCUGACAAGCCUCCCCCUGUGUUGCCGCCCACGUGCCUUCCCCCAGAUUUCUACCCCAGUCGCGUCUCGCUCACCAUCGUGGAUACAUCUUCAAGGCAACAAGACAAGAUCAAGACGGAAACAGAGUGCAAGAAGGCGGAUGCCAUAGUUUUGACAUACUCCGACGAUCUGCCUCGUACACUUGACCGGCUCUCAACCUACUGGUUGCCCGAGCUUCGGCGAUUAGAGAUUAAAGUGCCCAUCGUUGUGGUAGGAUGCAAGCUGGACCUCCACGAUGAUCGUCAGUCUGAUAUAGAACAAAUCAUGGCCCCACUGAUGCAGGAGUACCGGGAAAUUGAAACAAUUAUAGAAUGCUCUGCUCUUAAACAAGUUCAGAAAGCGGUUCUUCACCCGACUGCUCCUUUAUUUGACCAGGAGACUCGGACGUUAAAACCCCGUUGUGUUCGGGCAUUAAAGAGAAUUUUCAUGCUUUGUGACCGGGAUAAAGAUGGUGCGCUUAAUGAUGCAGAACUUAACGACUUUCAGGUCAAGUGCUUCAAUGCACCACUGCAGCUAUCUGAGAUAGAUGAGGUGAAGAAUGUAGUGUCAGAGAAGAUGGCCGAGGGUGUGAAUGUGGACGGACUCACCUUGACUGGAUUUCUGUUUCUUCAUGCAUUGUUUAUUGAGAAGGGUCGCCUGGAAACCACGUGGACGGUUCUUAGAAAAUAUGGGUAUGACGAUGAGAUUAAGCUGAGGGACGACUUGCUACAAUACCCAUCAUUCAAGCGGUGUGCGGAUGCGUUUGUGGAGUUGACCGAGAAAGCGUUAGAUUUUCUCAAAAGAGAUUUUGUAGCUUUUGAUGCAGAUGGGGAUUGUGCACUGCGACCCCAACAGCUAGAAGAGCUCUUUUCUACAGCUCCCUCCAGCCCCUGGACGGAGCUGACAUAUAGUGAUGUGGCGGAGACCAAUCAAGUGGGAGGUCUCACUUUAAAUGGCUUUCUGUCACUGUGGGCAUUGAUGACGAUGUUAGAGCCUCGGAAAAGUCUAUCACAUCUUAUAUAUAUAGGUUACCCUGAUAAUCCAUCAUCUGCCUUCCACAUCACGAACCGCCGUCGUCGAGACAGAAGGAGACAGCGUUCUGAUCGUGUUGUUUACCAGUGUUAUAUAUUUGGUGCAAACAAGUGUGGCAAAAGUGCCCUUUUAAAUGCUCUUAUUGGGAGGCCUUUUACUGAAGCAUAUGAACGCACAGAGGACACUCGCUAUGCUGUGAAUGUGGUGGAUCAAAUUGUGGGUGGAAGGAAGACUUUGGUUCUGAGAGAGAUCAUCGAGGAAUCCGUGUCAAGCCUCUUUGAGAAGAAACAUGCUCUUUCUUCUUGUGAUGUGGCUGCUUUUGUAUAUGACUGUGCAGAUGCACAAUCAUGGAAACGCGCUUAUGAGCUAUUAGUACAAGUAAUAGCACAUCAAGAAAUCACUGGGUAUGAAAUUCCCUGUAUGAUCAUCUCCGCCAAAGAUGACCUUGAGUCUGUCCCCUCUUGCACGAAGGGCUCCACAAGGGUCUGCACCGAUAUGGGGCUCGAAGCCACCAUUUCUGUAAGCACAAAAUUAGGUGAUGUCGGCAACUUGUUUCAGAAAAUAGUCGAUGCUGCACAACAUCCGCACCGUAGCAUCCCUAAGACAGAGGCAGGAAGGAAAUUUAAGCACUAUCGAUGUCUCAUUCAAUGGUCGUUAACAGUCGCUGCUGUUGGAUUCGGUGCUGCUGUUGCAGGUAAUGCAAUCUACCGAUUGUGCGUAAGAAGAAAAUGUUGAAGCCGCAUGCAUUUCAUCCACCUUCCAUGCAUAUUUCUUGUAGGAUUUCUACGAGCUUUUUUAAUGAUGUCAGUUUUGAAAUAAUUUUUAAUCCCAAUUAUAUCUGGAAACGUUGUAUAACAAGUUUAUCGACGUCUUUUAUUCAUCGUGGCCACCUCCUGGUGGCAUGCCAAGUUUGUUUGAGUUAGGAAA
Molecule: messenger RNA, 4006 nt
Organism: Physcomitrium patens
Lineage: Eukaryota; Viridiplantae; Streptophyta; Bryopsida; Funariales; Funariaceae
Product: mitochondrial Rho GTPase 1
Biological process (GO): mitochondrion organization
Cellular component (GO): mitochondrial outer membrane
Molecular function (GO): calcium ion binding; GTPase activity; GTP binding
Source: RefSeq, a predicted model, not a curated record